AGUGCCCCGCCUGAGAGCCUCCUAGCUCCGGCGGCGCAGGUACCGGGAGCAGAGCGUCGCGGCGGCCCAAGGGGAGGCGAGCGUGCGCGUCCAAGGGGUGCCGGGGACAGGUGGUGGCGCCGCGAAGAUGGUCGCCAAGCAGCGAAUCCGUAUGGCCAACGAGAAGCACAGCAAGAACAUCACCCAGCGCGGCAACGUCGCCAAGACCUCGAGAAAUGCUCCCGAAGAGAAGGCGUCUGUAGGACCCUGGUUAUUGGCUCUCUUCAUUUUUGUUGUUUGUGGUUCUGCAAUUUUCCAGAUUAUUCAAAGUAUCAGGAUGGGCAUGUGAAGUGACUGACCUUAAGAUGUUUCCAUUCUCCUGUGAAUUUUAACUUGAACUCAUUCCUGAUGUUUGAUACCCUGGUUAAAAACAAUUCAGUAAAGCAUCCUGCCUCAGAAUGACUUUUCAUAUCAUCCUUCAUUUGUCAUUCCAAGGUUUCUUCACAAGUCAUUCCAAGUUUUCUAGUCCAUACCACAGUGCCUUGCAAAAGCACCACAUGAAUAAAGCAAUAAAAUUUGAUUGUUAAGCUACAGUAGUGGACCCUGCUUAUUCAGUCAGUAAAGAGUAAAUUUUUUUAAUGGUUAUUAAAACAGUAUCCAAUAUAGAUAAUUAGAUUAAAUUUAUGUAGAGAGGGUCUAGAUUUUGUUAACCCUAAUGUGUAAAUGCAAUUAGCUUAAUUUAAAGUUUGGAGUUACAAUUUUUAUAUAGCUAGGCACUUUAUUACUGUAUCUUGAAUUGAAAGCACACUCCUGUAUAGGGUCAUGUAACAGUCCUGUAAUAAAGUGCUUAUAUUGGAACAACUACACAGUUAGCCUAGUUUCCCAUAACUUUUAGCACCUAAAUUUUUUAAAAGCUUCUAAAUGCUUAAUAUAAAGGGAAAUGCUUAUAGCUACAACAUCUAUUUUAACAAUAUUAUUUCUGUUACACUACCUUGGAUUUUGCAUGAGUAAUUAUACUAACCUGAAAUGCCAUAAGAAAGCAACUUGAUUGAGCAUUUUGUAACUUAAUGAGUCAAUUUAUUUUCACUAAAAGCUACUGUGGUGGAGUAAAGUCAGGGAAAGUAUGUCACCAUUAAAUUCAUCAAAAUUAUUUUAAUAUAUCAAAGGGGUCUACUAUGCUAGACAACAUUUUAGGGAAAAAUACUACUAAAACUGGUUGUCUCAUCAGGACAUACUGAUGAGUCCAAUGUGCCAUCAAACAUCUUAGCACAUGAAUAGCACUUUUAAUACCAAAAAAGGCACAUCAACUAAAAACUUAGUUUGGAAAUAAUUUUCUAGAUCUAUGAUUAAAAUUUUGUUAGGGUACUAGAUAAAUCAGACUAAAGUGCCAUCUGGAAUUAAAUGGACUUACUGAUAAGGAUCAGUGUUUAGUCUUCCCUUUGUUUUAUAAUUCUAUAGGUUAUGAUCAAAGUUUCUUUUUACUAAUGGUAAGGGUGAGAAGGCAGGUUUUGGAUUUUCUGGUACCAGAAAAUUUAAAGUUUAGGCUAUUUAAAUAUGUAGUCAUAACUUGAUUUAAAAAAAAAAAAAGCAUGAGAGUGUAUCAGUGAAUUGGAAAGAAAGCUGCUCAUUUGCUUUGUUAAUUGUCUCAGGAUAUCUCUUUUAAAAUAAACUCUUAAGAGGAACAGAAGGGAAAUCUACCUAGUCAUGCACAGUGUGAACCUCAGAGAGAGCUUCUGAUACCCCUAAAUACAGGGGAGAAUGAGGGAGAGGAGCAGGUAAGAAUGUUUAGGAACUUAACUACUCAAGAACAGGGAAGGAAUCCGCUGACCUUGGAUUGGCAGGUUUUUAUCUGCAUUAUUAACCUGCCUUUGUCACCCAGGAAAUCAACCCUAGACUUGUUUCCCUCUGUGAAGCAAGUGUCUUGGUUGACUAAUUCUAUUUUAUUGUAACUUUAAAAAUGAAAGUUUUUGUUCUAAAUUUAUAGCAGGUGCCUUAUUCUUUGCUUUGAAUGAAACCAUUCCAUAUCCUCUGGUUUAGUAUAGAUAAUUGGCUUUAAGAUGUUAGGGUUUUUUUUUUUUUUUUUAAUUGUACAUGUCUUUAUUAAUUUGACUGUUAAAUUGCUAUAGCUAGCAAUCAUUUACAUAUGUAAAGUUGCAUUCCCUUUGUAUUUCAUGUGUAAUUUCCUAAUUGAGUACAUUUUAUAUUAAGGAUGGAUUAUGCAUGUUUGGGUCAAUGAAAGCUAUGUCUUACUUGAUUUGUCCUUUAAAAAUAAAGUUCCCUGAAUAUUUGAUGCCUUCUAAAA
This is a messenger RNA of Lontra canadensis (Northern American river otter), 2281 nucleotides long. It is a transcript of the gene SERP1, whose product is annotated as stress associated endoplasmic reticulum protein 1. Lineage: Eukaryota; Metazoa; Chordata; Mammalia; Carnivora; Mustelidae. The coding region runs from base 128 to 328 and encodes 66 amino acids. The record is from RefSeq and is a predicted model, not a curated record. Gene Ontology annotation, cellular component: endoplasmic reticulum. Gene Ontology annotation, biological process: endoplasmic reticulum unfolded protein response. The transcript has 3 exons.